Molecule: messenger RNA, 4309 nt
Organism: Anopheles bellator
Lineage: Eukaryota; Metazoa; Arthropoda; Insecta; Diptera; Culicidae
Gene: pot
Exons: 10
Coding region: 598-3498 (966 amino acids)
Source: RefSeq, a predicted model, not a curated record
AGCAUUGGCUGGCGAGCUCGAACCGUGGCGCGCGCACCGUUGGCCCGAAUCAGAGACCCCCCACUCCACCAGCAACCGUGACAGCUGUCAGUUCUGUUUUCCACCCAACCGUAGGUGGCUUUUCCCGAGGGCCCGAGCCGAUCAUGUGGCGCAGGUUGGUGUGUGGUGAAAAAUCACCACCCUCUAUGUGUGCUCGAAAAGUGAAACAAGUGAAAAGUGAAUAGUAAUUGAGGCGCACUCACACAUACACAGGGCUUAUCACUGUGGCCGUGCACUGUGUGUCUGUUCGCUCGUCUCGCCUCCGCUUCAAUUUAGUGCCCGAUCGUGAGGAUCGCGAAAGUGCCACCAAGUGCGGCGGGAAGGGUGGGGGGAGAGUGUUUGCGCGCGCGCACCCGCGUGUAUGUGUGCGUCACACGCAGUGAAAAAGUGAAUGUAAAAGUGAAAUAAUAACUCUGCAGCGCGUAAACUCCGUCGGAUCCGCUGGGUGAAGAGGCGGACAUUCCAAUCGGGUGGCCGCUUUAUUGGAUGGGAAUUGGGACCCGAUCUGUGUGAACAUCUGUUUUUGACCAGCGCUCCGACACUGCCAGCGUCGUCAAGAUGAGCGCCAUGAGCAGCUGGAUACUGUUCGCGUGCGCGCUGGUCGUGGUGUGGCCGGGCGAGGUGCGCACCCAAUCGAACUACGCCUCGCAAGCGAACAGCAUCGAGUACCAGGGUGAAGGACUUCCGGAGGAGGCGACCCUCGACGGCAAGGUUACGAAGCUGGACGAUCUGAGCCCGAUCAUCUUCCUGAACCGCACGAAGGCUGCCCUGAACUGUGCCGCCGGCUUCAUGCAAGUGGAGCUCAAGUUCAACGACCCGUUCUACGGGAUCGCGUACGCCGACUACGAUCGGAACAGUGCCUGUCAGACGACCGGCAAGGGUGACCUGAGCUACCGGAUCGACCUCCCGCUGAAGGGCUGCGGAACGAAGCAGGGACCCCAGCGUGUGUUCACCAACAACAUCGUGGUCCGGUUCCACCCGGGCCUGGAGAUGGACGGUGACGAGAUCAUCACGAUCGUCUGCCGCUAUCCGCCGCCCGUCGCACCCAUCCCCGCCGGCCUGCCAGCCCCUAUCAUCAACGAAGCGGCCGUCCUGGAACCACCCCUGAAGGGCAUCCAGAUCCUGUUCAUCAUUUGCGCCAUCAUGUUCCUGACGUUGCUCCUGCUGGGACUCGGCGUGUCGUACUACUGCCUGCGUCGCCGCCCGAUCCCCGUCGUCCGCCGAGUGGUCCACGUAGGCAGCGGCUCGGAGAUCACCGCCCUCGAGAGUGGCAGCAUAGGAAGCGUGUCCGGAUUCAAGGUGGCCCGGCCGGUCGUGUCGAUGCAGCAGAUCCAGAGCUCGUCGGGCAGCGAGGGCGCCCUCAUCCCGUCCGACUACCCGUCGGAGUCGCAGUCCGAGAACGAGGAGGGCCUGGAGACGGGCUCGCUGCCGGUGAGCUCGCGCGGCAGCAGCAGCGCCUACGAGAACGGGGCCUACGUGCAAGACGGGCUCAGCCUGGCCUCGGCCUCGGAGCACCUGCACGAGCUGCACCUGGCCACCGUCGCGGGCGCUGUCGCCGCCGCGCCCAUGCCGCCGUCGCCCAAGUUCGACAUCCAGGUGCGCGUCAAGCGCUCGCCGCCGCCCGUCUCGCCCCUGCACUCCUCCCUGACCGGCUCGUCGGCGUCCGACACCGAGAGCAACAGCAGCACCCUCGUCAGCGCCCACGCCCACAACCUGUCCACGAUCCUGGAGACGCAGGAGGACCGCGACAGCGUGCUGACCGUCGAGUCGGCGGCGGCCGUCGACGGCCGCGAGCCGCUGCCGCGCCAGUCCCAGUUUACUUACAUUCCCGAACUGCACACGGCACCCGCCCACCUUCGCCACCUCGACUACACACCCAGCCCACCGCCACCGCCGCCGCCGCCCGCACCACUGUCGUCGUCGGCGCACCAUAACACGAUGGUAACGACCGUGACAAACCGCCGCUGGUCGGAGGUCCCGGAUGGGCCGCGCCACGACGCACACUCGCUGACCGAGCUCGUCGACGCGUCGCACCUUUACCAGUUGACCGGCGCCAACGUUACUAGCAUCACCAAGGGCCACGACACUUUGGGGCGCGUCGCCACGCAGCAGCUGUUGCCGGAGCCGCCGAUCAGUGUGUACAAAAAGCCUGAACUCAAGUCUCACGUUGUAGAUGACCUGUUCCUCACGACCGUCACCGAGCGGACGACGAUCGAGGACAUCGAGCGGCACAAGCGGCUGGUGACGGAGUACAAGCCGCGCCCGGUGCCGCCGCCCGUCGACCCGACCUGGGACGUCACGAUCCGCAACUACCAGGACCAGGCGCAGCGCCAGUGGGAGGACUUCUCGGACGUGUCGAGCGCUUCCGGCGCGCCCUCGGUGCGCAGCCUGGAGCCCUCGAGCAUGCCGGUGCCGUCUUCCACCUAUCUGCCCAGUGCGUACGCCGCGGAUGAGCUGCGUAGCCCGGAACUGGUGGGCAACAUGAAGCCGGUGGACCUGCCGCCCGAGGAUCGCUCCGUUUCGAACUGGGACGUGCUGAUCCGGGUGCUUCAGGAUGUGGACAUGCCGGACACGUCGGUUUCGACUGCGGCCCUGCACACCGACCUGCACCGCUACCCGCUCCAGCGCCAGCUGAGCUACGACGACAAGAUCAAGUGGAAGGAGAUCAUCACCACCGAGUCGACUCUACGCACCAUGCUGUCGGAGGCGACGGUUCGGGAGGAUUUCGAGCGCAUCCGGUCGGAUGCCCGGUACGAGAACCUGUUCGAGCCGCGCUCCUGGGACGUGAUCAUUCGCAUCCUGGCCCCGCCGGAGGAUGUCGAGCUGCGGCAGUCGAAGCGCAGCAAGAAGCGCGAAACUUGGGACACCCGUUCGCGCCGCAGCUCCCUACCGACGUUGUACGAGUACGACAGCGACGGGGACUCGUCGGUGCGCACGAUCACCCAGGAACCGCAGCUGGUAGCGGCGACCACGCACGGCUACGGCCACCCGGCCAGCUCACUGGCCAGUGGGUCCCGAUCCCGGCGCACGUCGCGUUCGUCCUACAACUCGAACAACAUCGAUCUCCGCUCGAUGUCGGAGGUAAUCGUGGACUUUGGCCGGAUGGCCGGCAGCGGCCCGAACGGAGGAUCAUCGGGCCGUGGCGGAAGCGGCGAGCCGUCCGAGGAGGGUAGCUCGUACAUUGUGGCCCACGGCAAGGGCUACUUCGACGAUGACGACGACGACGAGGAGGAACGGUACGAUCAGCGGUCCUUGCAGCGCUCGCUCAGCCACCCGAGCUUGGCGCGAUCGGCCAGCGAGUUCACCGAGCGGUGGAUCAUCCCCGAAGAUCUGGACCUCCGGCAGGACUCCGAACCGAACAACUCGGUUUACGGAUCGGCCACGAUGGAGGACACGAGAACGACCUACAUCAAGCAGAGCCGCACCACGGUCAGCCGCGAACGGCGCGACAACUGGUAGUCGGCGGCGCUGCGGGGGGAACAAAUCUCAUGUGCCAAGCCAAGCUGCUGCCCACUUCUCGCCAACCAUGCUGCUACUACUGCUACUACUAACCACUGCUACGCGGGAUUCGGAUUGCUGGAUGGAAGGGGCCAGCAAGACUACGGACCUACGACCCUGUCAGCUUCACAGCGCAGGAUGUACGGUCUUAACGGGACCUUAACGAUUUGGGACGGUGACGGAAGACCGAACACGAAAUACGAAAUAAGCUUACAGAAAUGCUAUAGGGCGCGAUAGUAGGGAUCAUUUAGGGAUAUUAAGGCGCUUUUAAUCCGCAGCGUACUCCACGAUAAUGCGUUCAUUUUUACCCAGUUUUGUGUUUUAACUUUUAACUCGAUUUACUAGCCAAUAACAGGCGGAUGCGAACGGCGCACCGAACCGCAUUAACGCUUUAGUUUUAAUCAGCGAGUGAGUGACAUUCCUGUGAUAAAUGAAUGAAAUUCGAAGCGGCAGUCGACAGGAAUCGAACGGGAGCCACGAACACCAGGAGCACGAGAUUAUCGAAUCACCGAACCGGCAGAGUGGUGCCGGAUCACGCACUAGUUUUAAGGCCGCUUCCAACGAGCACCGCAUGACGGAAAUAUCGGUUCACUGCCGAUCGGAUACUCCUCCGGGGACUCUACUCCUUGUUGUGCACACGGCACAGCAAACAAACACUGGUGGUGGGCAACACAAAUGGGAUACGAUCUUAUGCUUCGAACGAGAACUUUACCGCAAACGGAAGUAGUGGGAGCACAUCCCGAAAAUACUACGAAUAAACUAACCGUCUUUU